AGAGCCCGCUGAUUUAUUUCACCCAUCUCCCUCGUAAAUCGACAAUAGGCCGAUUGACAACAAAACCACUAUCCUCGGAGCAUUAUUUUCAUAAAUGCUUCCUAAAUAAGUGUUGUGAACCGAGAGCCUGUAUUCUUGACAAAUACAGCGAGGAAAAAAUAUGAAGAGGCGAAAUGCCGAAUCCGGCAAGAUGCGGCGCCCUAUAAAGCGCACAAAAAUCACCGAAGGAAUCUAUGGAAACACUGUACUGUACCUGAAAUUUGUAAUGCUGUGGGUGGCGGUCGUGAUGGUGGACUACAUGCUGGAGUUCAGAUUCGAAUACCUUUGGCCAUUUUGGAUGAUGUUGAGGUCCAUCUAUGAUUCAUUUAAAUAUCAUGGAGUUGCGUUCUCCAUAUUCUUCAUAUUCAUAGCGUUUAUGUCCGACCUCAUAUGUUACUUCUUCAUACCGCUACAGUAUAUAUUCUUCUCAGCCAGUACCUACGUGUGGGUACAGUAUGUGUGGUACACAUUCGCAGACAAGGGCGUGUGUAUGCCGACGGUGGCGCUGUGCUGCCUGGUCGUGUACACGGAGGGCGCGCUGCGAGCGCGUACCGGCCCGCUGGAGCUGUGGCGGCCGCUCGCCGCGCACUGUCUCGGAUACCCGACCCUGUCGCUCGGCUUCGGCGUUAAGGCGUACGUGGGCCAGCGACUGAGGUUGCGGCGGCAGCGGCAGGUCCGCGCCGAGAACGAGUUCUACUUCCAGCUGUUGCGAGACGCGUUGCCAGAAUCCGCGUUGGAACAGAACGGGCAGAGUAGUAAAGAGGAUAGUAAAGCGACGGACGCAGAGCAAUAUAGUCCCGCGGCGAGCGACACACGGCAUAUGAACGGCUCUGUGCGUCGCAGGUGCGCACGCGACCACAACGGCGUGUGCGUUGCCGACCAUCCCAUACAUGUUAAGUUAGAGAAGUUAGAGAAGCACUUAGCGCAGCAGACGGCCGCUCGCGAGAAGUCGCAGGCGAGCGCGCACGCGAACUCGCAGGCGAGUGCGGGCGCGCACGCACACAGCAACGGCGCCGCCGGCGGGCCCGGCGCGCCCUCUCAGGACGACAGACUAGAACACAGUAAAGGUAGUGGUAAGUCUGCAAAGUGUGAAAAGAAAGAGGCUAGUACAGUAAGAGAAGAGAAGAAGAAACACAAGAAUAGAGAUAAAGAUAAAGAUAAGGAGAGCAGUGAUAGCCAUAAGAGUACAGAACAAACAAAAGAAAUAUUAGUUAAAGAUAAAGAAUUAGAAAGUACAAAAGAAUCUGUCAAAAGUAAUAAAGAUAGUUCUAAUAGUCAUAAGGACAGAGAGAGGGAGAAAGAAAAGAAAGAAGAAAAAGAGAGGGAAACAAGAGAGCGGGAGCAAAAAGAAAAAGAACUGCGUUCGUCGAGGGAACUAAGCGAAGAGCUAAAAAGAGUACGCGCCGAGCUCUGCACUGCUAAGAGCAGCGAAGCGGAGGCGAAACGAGCGCUGGCCGCCGCCGCCGCCGCCGAGCGAGCUCGCCGCGCGGACCACUUGCAGCUACGGCAGGCGCACGCGCAACUGCAGAACAAAGUGUCGACGUGGCGCAGCGGCGAGCGGGUGGCGUUGGAGCGGCGGCUGAGCGAAGAGCGGCGCGCGCGCACCAACGCCGAGCACCAGCUACUACGCGCCAGGCACGCCAAUAGGACGCCCAAUGGCGAGUGUGAAAACGAGUGGUGUAAAUCGCGGCGGGCCGCACAGGAAGCGGACACGGCCACUCUGCGCAGAGAACUACAAAAAGCGCGCGACAGAGCUGCGCAGUUGCAGAAAGACCUCGUACAGUCCACCGAACAGGUGCGGUCGCUGGAGGCGCGCGCCGAGGGGGCGGGCGGCGCGGGGUGCGGGCCGCGGCUGGCGGGUGCGUGCGCGGCGCUGCAAGAGCGUGCGGCGCACCUCGAGCGCUCGCUAUCCGCCGAGACGCGAGUUAAACUAGACUUGCUGUCCGCGCUGGGAGAGGCCAAGCGGCACCUCACCAUACAGGAAGGUUUAAUAUCAAGACAAGAAAAAGAAAUUGAGGAACUAAAAGCUCAAAUGUUGGCCGUAAUGCCAACGGAAAUCGUGACGCCAGUCUCCAACUCCGUCUCCAAACUGCGACUCUCGGACGGAUCACCGCUUGACCCCAACGCGUCUGUGUACACGCCAAAACAGCUAUGUUCUGACGCCUGAGCGUUAGCGCGUGAGCACUGAGCCCGCGACGAACUGAGCAUCCGAGGUACUAGGCUAAGAGGGGGUGGAUGGAUUGUAUUACGUGCAUUACUGACAGAAUUUUGCUAUUUAACACGUUUUAUAAAAACGCAGGAACAAUAUAUUAAUGAACUGGCAGGGCAAUCCUUGCUAACCUUUUUUUUGUUUCCAAUAGAAUCGUAAAAAUAACAUGCAAAAUAUAGGAAUAAAAAUUGUGAAGCGCAUAGCAAGGAAUUUGUUUUUCAGAUGCAGUGCCACGUAAAGUACACGCCCGAAUCCUUAUAUCAUUUAUGGUUUUUGACUCCAGUUCUUAUAUAUUGUGACUAUGGAGUUAAAUUGUAGUGACACUGCAGUGAAAAAUUAUGACAGUGAAAUUGUUUCUUGUUUUAUACACUAUGUUUUUACCCACAACGUACCGAAGUUGGUAUAUGCAUUUAGGGUAAGAGGCUAAGUGUUACACAAUUUUGCAAUCACGUAAGACUACUCAGCCAGUUUACUAAUAUAUAGUUUUUACUAAUGCUCGUGUCCAUUAAAUAUGUAUCAUAACUGCCAUCUAUUCCGGGCCUACUUGAAUAAUCAUAUUUUUUCACUUUGUCUCUAGCCGGAAUAAGCACUACGAACGAAUCAUCCACCAACUCUUAGUCUAAGAGAAGGCAAACGCGACCUUCGCAAUCGAACCGCCUUCAAUACCGAUCUUUGUAUGCGUUUCACUGAUCUCAAUCGUUUUUUUUUUUUUUUGUUCUCUAUUCGAACUAAAUUUUUAGGAGUAAGUUUAACCUUAUUUUGUUACUUAAGUUACUGAUAAUACAAGUGUGUUUUAUUUGUUUCGAACAGUAUGGGGGUAUCUUUAAAUCGUUUGGUCAUUUUCAAUUGGGCAAAACUUUAAAAACCUUCCCUUUUCCAUCUGACUGUACAAAGGUGGAGUUACAAUUCGAGAUCGAAAAGGGUUUCAAAACCGUUUUAUUUUAUUACCGUUGGAUUGCGAUAUUCAGAUUCUGUCAGAAACAAGUACAAUAUCUGUAGAACGCCCAUACAAACAUCGGUACAACUAGAUCCCUGAAAAACAACGUUAGUUUUGUAAACUGUACGUACUAUAAAUCCGUGCCCUUUGUGUGAGGAUUGUAGUAAACAAAUGUCAUUAUGGCAUAAGAGAUAAUCUGUCACUUCAUAUGGACUGUCAAAAGUUUUAAAUCGAUUUCGUAUUUUUACUAGCUUUUGCUCCGGCAAUCGCGGUUUGACAGAUUUGUUUUCACUUGUGUGAAAUUACUAUAUGCCUCUGAGCUUAAAAAGCAUAUGGUAAUUUCAGACAUUUUUUUGACAUCUGUUUAGCUUCUAAACCUUAACACUAUGUCCACUGUGGGGCUCUGUCCACUUAGUACGAGAUUUUGACGACGAUUAUUAUCGAUGGUGGUCGAGUAUAAAAUCACUAUAACGUUAAACUAAAAUGAACCAAAUGAUCCUUGACUUAAGGCUCAUUUCAAUCUCAAAGGUUAUAAACUUAUUUACUUCGAAAUAGGUUUGUAUAAAUAAGUUUAAAAAAAGAACUGCUAGUUUAAAGCUAGAUAAAUAGACUUUAUGUUUUUCGUUAGAGCCUAGAGCUCGAAAAUAUCGACAUUCCAAUGUAAUAUUGGAGCAGCCGGCUCCGCUUUCAUAAGACUAAUUGAGGCUAAGUUGUAAAUUGUUGAUGUUGUAAAUGAGCAACUACUGAAUUUUUCAGUCUUCCGAACUGGUGGUAGAUUUAUAACCAACAGACAGACGUUUCAAAAGUCCUUAUAGAGUUAGCCUUUUUGAAAUAAAUUUAUCUCAAUUUGGAAUAAAGUUCGAUAGUACGGAAUGUACUACUUUAAUACAAGAGGCGUAAGGUCCAUUAUACUAUAACGUUAUAGUGUAUCAGUACUGGGAUAACAUUGAUGAUAAUGAGCAAUCUAAGAGGACGGAGCGCUUAUUUUUUCAUCAUUGAGAUAUUUGGAUUAAUAAACUUGUAUACCUUAAGAGCCGACUACUACGUUACGACAUUUGCUCGCGCAGUUGUUACACGAUUGAGUUUUGAGAUAUGUUUUUAUAGUAAAUAGGGCCCCUUAUUCGCUAAAAACAAAUCGUAGUUAAUGGAACUACUAUAGAACAUUUUGGAAGUGGGAAGUUUUUACUAUCAUACCGCGAGACAGUAAACAUCUGAAACGUUACGAUGUUGAAUGGAAUUGUGCAAUACUUCGCUUCUAAGCAUCACGUUAGAUCUGGAAUCUAUAAUAUUCUUUAAAUCAAAAGUAUAAUAAGAAUACGCAUAAUUUGGGUAAUCAUUUACCGUCCGGUGUGAUUGCAAGCCAUGCGCUGGUCUAUAUAUUUAAAAGAAAGAUACCCAAUCUAACAGUGCAGCGAUGAGUCACCCAUGUGUCUAAAGUUAUGCUGAAAAGCCAAUAACAUUCUAAAACUAACCUCAUUACGGUCCCACUAACGCACCAAAAGUUGUUUUGGAGUGAUUUGACAAAAACGCUGCUGGCACCAUUUAUCAAACCUCGCCUGCCGUAGUUGGCUACUCGGGCGGCAAAAAUAUUUAGUUUCUAGUAAAACCGUAAAUACAUUAUUUAGAAGGGAAUUCUAUAAAACGAAUAAACAUAUUCAAGAGUCGUUAUAAUCUUACAGCUCCAUAUAAAUUUGGCCCGGAUCGUCUUGUAUGAAGUUAAGACAAAAGACGAUCCUGGACAACGUAAAGUUUUAUUUAAAAAACCUCUUUAAACGUUAAAAUGCUGGGACCUAAUUAUGUUUAAAAGUGCUGAGUUGAAAUAAAUUAUUUGUAUUAUUAAAUUAUUUCGUCACUGGUUCUUAAUGCGUGUACAAACCAACUCACUCAGUCAAUCAGUCCGGAAUUGGGUGAAAGUAAUAAAAAUAUUCCAUUACAUACCAUUUGAAUGUCAAGCGAAUGAAUGGAGCCAAUUCUGUAGUACUAAGCUAAACUGAAUUGACGUAUUCAAAAUAUUGCCGUCCUUUUCACAUUGUUUAUUGUGGAAAAGGAUAGUGCUUCUUUUGGCAAUAGCUUGUUUGAAUUGAAUCUAACGUUGUUCAACUGCGCGUUUAAGUGUCGCCGUGGGCUCUUAUUAUUUGGCGGUGAUUGAUAAAAUUGCUUAAGAGAUGUUACCCGCGUGGACUAUAUACAACUUAUUUUCUUUUUUCCUAUGUACCUAAUAGUAAACUUCCGGAAAAAUUUGCAUAUUAUCCAGAAAGCAAACUAUCUUUUUGUUAAGUUUCGUUAAACCGAUUCAUCGGCAAGAUAAAGACAGCGCUAUGGUUAUUCCACGUACAGUAUUUCAUCUGACACACUUUUCGAACAAAUUUCAUAGCGACAUUUUUGACAGCUCCUAUACACUUAUGGACUUUUUGUUCAGUGGGAGGAACAAAAAGUCAGGCCUUCGCCCAUGGCUAGUUAACAUCCUUCCGACAAAGACGAGCCGCUACGCGAUUUAGCAUUACGGUAAGAUGUCGCGUACAAACCGAUUCGGGGUAUGGGUUUAAUAUGCCAUACCCCUAACAUGUUAUACCGUUACGUGAAAUAGUCCAGGGAUGAGUUUCAUUUGUUGCUUUUCCUUGUGCCAAACAUUAUUAGAAUCCGUUCAGACACGUUUACAUUCACAAAAAUCUUUAAGAAAAAAUCUCAUAUAUAAUAUCCAAGAGUAAGUGCAUUAUGAUAUAUUCCUAGACCUCCUGCUCUCGUGUUCAGUCGUUUAACUUUUGUGAUGCAUUUGAAGUUAGUGAUUGACGUAAGUCUCCGAUAAAAAUAAUACAACCGUGGUAGGGACAAGAAAAAGAUGGCGCGUAACGGAUAAAUGUGACGCGUAACCGAAAAAUGUGACGGUAAUUUUUUUUCCAACGCCGAUCAAGAAGUUUCACCUUAACAAAAAAAACAAUAAACUCUUAAAGCUAAAAUAUAAAAUAACUUCUAUAGUCCUUCUUGAAAUAUUUUAUCAUAAUUUGAAUUAAAUUAAAUUUAACCUGUUUUUGCGAGACUGCGAUUUUUGUCUUUUAAAAUCGCCAAGGAAACUGUCAAAAAGAGUACCACUAAUAAUUGAAAUGUGUUAACAACAAUAAUAGCCAAAAGGCCGAACUUUUUUACGUAUAUGCUUGAAUGUUGUAUGCAUAAUUUUUAUCUUUCCUCGCAUUUAGUUUACAUUUUUUUUUUACAUCCAGUAAUGUUGUUUUUUUGUCAAAAACAAAGUUUACCAAUUCUGCUGUAUGCAAAGCUUUAAUUAAACUAAAUUAUAGAAACUGAAAAUAGCGACACUAUUUACAGAAGCAUUUUUACAAAGCGUUUGUCAGAGUAAUUUUAUCAAUCCGAGCAUACGGAUUAUCCUUCCAGACUUAAAUUUAUGCCGAUUUUAAUGCAAAACGUUGUAUGAAUUUUCGUUAAGCAUAAAUGUCUAUCUGCCUUAUUAGGGACCUGAAGAAUGCCCGAAUAAACUAUAAGAUUUGCACUACAAACACUGUUACAUGAAAGUAAAAUAGAUCGUAUCGUAUUUAAAGUCUUAAAUUUUGUACUGCUAAUUUUAUACAUUAUAUUAUAUCAAUGUUCCGCUAGGAGCGCUGGUUUUAGAAUAUAAACUUUGAAACAAUGUAAAUUAUGUACAUUUUUCUCUGAAAGAGACAUUACAAGACCUUUGAAAAAACUUGUUAAAUAAUCGUCCUACACGGGAUAAUAUUAGCUAAGAUCUAGAGAGAUCAAACACAUGCACAAUUGUUACUGUGCCCAAAUUUAAAAGAUGUUGCGUCCAAAUAUGUAACCAAAAAUUUUCGAGAUUCCACAUUUAGAAAGU
Molecule: messenger RNA, 7026 nt
Organism: Pararge aegeria (speckled wood butterfly)
Lineage: Eukaryota; Metazoa; Arthropoda; Insecta; Lepidoptera; Nymphalidae
Product: macoilin-2
Exons: 14
Coding region: 161-2206 (681 amino acids)
Biological process (GO): neuronal signal transduction
Cellular component (GO): rough endoplasmic reticulum membrane
Source: RefSeq, a predicted model, not a curated record